This is a messenger RNA of Prunus mume (Japanese apricot), 1542 nucleotides long. The record is from RefSeq and is a predicted model, not a curated record. Lineage: Eukaryota; Viridiplantae; Streptophyta; Magnoliopsida; Rosales; Rosaceae.
AUGCGACCUAGACAAGGAGGGGAGUUUGCUACUGUGGCUGAAACGAGACAAUGUGAUGAAUCAUGUGAUUCUGUGGAUGGAAGAUUCAUCGCUUCAGUUAUGAUAGAGGAGGAUAACCUUCCAUCUGAUGUGGAGGAGUUAAUUGAUGUAAUUGAAUGCGACGACGGGUCUGUCGCUGAAAUUUUGACUGGGCAAACUGAAGGGAUUGUUUUGGAGGGUCAUGGUGGGAUGCUGGAUAAAAAACUUGGGGGAUGCAAUGAUGACGGCGAUGAUAAGGUGCCAGGCAUGGAAAGGAACGACGAUGCUAUGCCUUUGAUUUCACAAGGCAUUGAGGGGGGAGGUGGUGUAGGGAUGGAGACGAAGAAAGAAGUUUUUGACAGAAGCCUUGCAGCUGGUAUUUGGGGGUAUAGAUUCAAAGAGUGGGUAUAUGCCCCUUCAAGGGGUAUGUCUGGUGGGACUGUGGUGACGUGGAAUUAUCAAACUAUCUCUAUUUCUGACUAUGAAAUUGAGGAACUCUCUGUUUCUAUAAGAAUUCUGGAUGUUUCGGAGGAACUAGCGGGGUUGUUCGGUUUAUGUGGUAACAAGUGGUGUAUUGGGGGGGACUUCAACGUGGUUACGUUUGUCUCUGAGAAAUCUAACGGAGGAAGGAUGACAAGUAGUAUGAAAUUUUUUAAUGAUUGUAUCGACGACACAAAUCUGCGAGACCCACGUCUCUUAAACGCUAGCUUUACAUGGUCUAAUUUUAGAGGUCCUGGCCCUUUCCGUUUUGAAAAUAUGUGGCUAGAACACCUGGAAUUUAAGAAGAAAGUCAAGCAGUGGUGGGGGGAUGAUCAGAUUAACGGGUGGGAAGGCUACAAAUUCUCUAGAAGGUCGAGGACUCUAAAACAGAAAAUGAAGGACUGGAAUAAAGAAGUUUUUGGAGAUUUGGUCUCUGCAAAGAAAGAGGCGAAAGCUAGAAUUGCUGCUCUUGAUUUGAUGGAAGGACAGGCAAGCGGCAGAAGGAAAAGGAAUUUUAUUCAGAAGCUGGAAGUAGAGGGCUCUGGCGUGGUUGUCAAUGAUGGGGAAAUAGAAUUAGAGAUCAUUAACUUCUUCAAAAAUCUAUAUAGCAGCAACACAGAGGCAGGGUGGUGUUUGAAAGGUUUGAAUUGGAAUGCAAUUAAUGUUGAGGAGGCUGAAUGGCUGGAAAGACCCUUUGAAGAGGAGGAGGUUAAAAGGGCAGUUUUUGAUUGUGGGACAGAUAAAUCGUCAGGACCAGAUAGGUUCAUGCUUCUUUUUCAGUCUUACUGGGAUAUUGUGAAAGAGGAUCUUAUGAAAGUCAUGGUGGACUUCUUCAAUUGUGGCAUAAUCAAUGCAAUCACAAAUGAGAUGUUUAUUUGCCUUAUUCCCAAAAAGAAGGAAUCCAUUAAAGUUAGUGAUUUCCUACCUAUCAACCUGGUGACAAGUCUGUACAAAAUGGUGUCGAAAGUUUUGGCUUCUAGAUUGCGGGAAGUUUUAGGCAGCACUAUAUCUUGCUGUCAGGGCGCUUUUGUGAAAGGUCGGUAG